AGCCGCUUUUGCAGGUACGAUGGCUCGUGUCUUUGUGUACGGCACGCUGAAGAAGGGCCAGCCCAACUACAAGCACAUGAUCGACACGGCCAAGGGGCUGGCCAAGUUCCAAGGACGGGGCCGCACGGUGGAGAAGUACCCGCUGGUGAUCGCAGGGAAAUACAACAUCCCUUACAUGCUGAACAUCCCGGGGACGGGACACCACGUCGCCGGGGAGAUUUACACGGUCGACGAGCAGAUGCUGCAGUUCCUGGAUGAGUUCGAGGGCUGCCCCGAGAUGUACCAGCGCACCCUGAUGAGCAUCGAGGUGGUGGAGUGGGAAGGGAAGGGCGGCGCGGGCGAGGGGCGGGCGGCCGCCGAGGGCGUGGUGGAGUGCUUCGUCUACAGCACGACGACGUACCCCCCCGAGUGGGUCGGCCUCCCCUACCAUGACAGUUACGACUCCUCGGGGAAACACGGCCUCUCCUACGUCCUACGCGAGAGCCGGGAUUAGGAAGGGGAGGUGACGCGGCCCGGCUGAAGACGUAGUACUAAGCACGUGUCCAUGGGUAACCUUGCCAGGAAAGCUGUAACACCUUCCUUCCUAUUAAAACAACACAAGAUCUCUUGUAACCUUCCCAACCCGGCAGCCUCGGCGCUAGCGUUGAAGUCUUGUAGGCCCAGAGAUGGGGACUCGUCCCCUGCCUGGUCAAGUGUCCUCCUCACCCCCGCUAACCUGCUGCCAGUAACUGGGUUUGCAUCAGGCCUAAAAAUAACUGUAUCUUCACAUCAGUUUUGGGGUCUAGUCAUUUUCUCCGUCCGUUCCCCCCCCCCUUUGCCUCAAUGGGUGACUAAAGGUCAGUGGAAGGCAGAGGAACAGGCUAAUUUUCUUUUUUUUACCUGAAUUGACCAAUUUUCUUGGGUAGCUCUGCAAGGUGGGUGGCGUAACGAUGGUACUAUUGCACUAAUAGCUGAAAGUGAUUUUUAAAAAAAAUCACAUCUGCCAACAAAGUAAAGCACAACUGGCAUUUAAUACUCACUCUUAACGGUGUUUAGUAGGUUACUGAAUGUAAACAGGGGGAGGUGACCAUAUAGAUACCACGCGCUUCAAGGCAAAUAUUAAAUCGCUGGAGGAAUAGAGGAAAUUUAAUGACUAUUCUUACUCUGUGUUGCAGUGUUUUCCUGAACUGGAAAAAGAGCAUUUUUAAAACAUGUUUAGUUUUAUAAGGUACUGUGAAGAAAUAUUAAAAGAGUAAAAGGGAAUGACAUUUUUAAAAAGCUGUAUUUUUAAUUUAACAUUCUAAGCACUUUAGGUACCACUUCAGUUCACUGAGUGACUGUGGGAUUUGGGGGGUGGGGUGGGGGAGUGGAGGGGUGUUGGGGACCAGGAAAAGCAAAGCUGCUGUCAGCUGCCCCCCAGAUGCAGCUGUUGCAAGCACUUACCAUUAUCGAGGUGACUUUUAGCCAAGCACUUUAAUGCAGAACUUGCAACCGUCCGCAAACUGAAUAUCCUAUCAUCUGGGAAAGAUUUUAUGUACAUUGUAAAAAAUAUCCAAAGGACCUGUAUUAUGAUUAUUGCAAUAUUUACACUGGGGGGGGAAAAAAAAGAAAAAAAAGACGGAAAGAAGAGUUUUGUCCCCCUGACCCAACCAACUGUGCUGGUCUCUGUACAAUCUGGGAAAAUUGUGGCUUUCUCUUGUAAUGCUACUGUGCCUUAUCUUUUCCUUCCUGUUUGGUACCUAUAGAUUGUACAGUAUAGAAAGCUGCCAAAUGGGAUGUGAGCAGGGAAUGUUUGCCACACAGCGAGCCGAAGGACGAUUAAAUGUACUAAAGGUACCAUUAAGGACAAUGUUGUACUUUUGCUUCCCCAGCAGUAGCCCUGUGAUGGCCAGAGGAGAGCUGGGGCAGGGAAUCAGCCCGGGUGAGGAAUCAACCUAAAUUUGAUCAGGUGCUGCUGCACCUCAUUUAGAAAAUCAGGCAGAAAGCAUGUGCUGCUGCAGUAGGCCAAUUAAGUAAUUUUAAAGUAGAAGAGUCAUGUCUUGGCUCUUUACCAUACCUUUUUUUUUUUAAGUUUAGGGCAACCUGCAGAAGCUGAACUGUGCUCCUUUUGCAAGGGGCAAGAUGGCAUUAAGGAGAUUUGUAGGAAGAUCUGCAGGGUCUCUGCCUCAGAUUCUCCAACUCCAAAAGCACUCAUUUUCCUGGAGGGCAGGUAUUACCCAAACACUCUCCUUACUCAUCUCAAUGGGCUUUGCAAACUAAUUAACAAAGCAGAUCCCUGCACUGCAUUAUUCCCCCUGGCCGUGUGAUGUAGUUGGCAGCGCCUCAAUCACAUGAAAAAAACGCCUCUUCAAUCAGAAUUUCCAAGCAGAAUCGUGAACCUUUCUGGUUGACCAUGAGUCACCAGCCCUCUCCCAGACUUGUUUUUGUCCUUCACCUUCCAGUAAAGGGCGCAGGCGCCUCUGGCCAGAGGGAUUUUUCUGGGAAGUGGCAUGACCCUGUACAUCCUCGGCAACCAAACGAGAGCAGGCCCCUUCCUCCUCCCUGGGGCAGUGGUCAAGGCAUGGCAGGAAGGGUGACUUAGAGGGAUGUUGGGAAA
Molecule: messenger RNA, 2575 nt
Organism: Calidris pugnax (ruff)
Lineage: Eukaryota; Metazoa; Chordata; Aves; Charadriiformes; Scolopacidae
Gene: GGACT
Product: gamma-glutamylamine cyclotransferase
Exons: 1
Coding region: 20-493 (157 amino acids)
Molecular function (GO): gamma-glutamylaminecyclotransferase activity
Source: RefSeq, a predicted model, not a curated record